Messenger RNA from Selaginella moellendorffii, 2556 nucleotides. Its product is annotated as pentatricopeptide repeat-containing protein At2g35030, mitochondrial-like. Lineage: Eukaryota; Viridiplantae; Streptophyta; Lycopodiopsida; Selaginellales; Selaginellaceae. Bases 1 to 2556 code for a protein of 851 amino acids. Gene Ontology annotation, molecular function: protein binding. The transcript has a single exon. The record is from RefSeq and is a predicted model, not a curated record.
AUGGAUCGAGAGGAUUGUCUCCGGCUCCUUCGAUCCUGCGCUUCCAUCUCCGCGGUUCGAGAGGCUCACGCUAGGAUCCGCCCCUUUUUGGCGCCAAGCGAUGCCUUCCUCCACAACAAGCUCAUCGAUGCCUACGGCCGGUGUGGCUGCGCCCAGAGCUCGCGCGCUGUUUUCGAUGCCAUGCCCGACGCGACCAAGAAUCCCUUCUCCUGGACGCUCAUCGUUUCGGCCUACGCGCGAAAUGGGCUUGUUGACGAUGCUCGCGUGCUGCUGGAUGCGAUGCCACAUUGCAAAAGAGUGGCCUCCACCACCAUGAUCUCGGCGUAUGCCAGACACGGGCAUAUCGACCGUGCCUGGGACGUGUUUGAGGCGAUGCUGGAGAAAGAUCUAGUUGCGUGGAACACAAUGCUAGAUGGGUUUUGUUCUUGUGGCUUUACGCAAAGAGCAAAACAUUUAUUCGAUUCCAUGCCUCGUAAAGAUGCUGUAUCUUGGACCACCAUCUUUACCGCAUAUGCCAAGGAAGGGUAUCUAGCGGAAGUUGAAGUUUUGUUUCAGAGGAUGCCAACGAAAGACCUUGUUUCGUUCAACGCGAUGCUAGCGGCUUACGCACGUAAUUUUUGUACAGGAGAAGCUAACCGCUGUUUUAUCUCUAUGCCACAGCAUUGUUUUAUUUCUUGGACAACACUCUUUUCAGCAUUUGCCACUGUUGGGGAUGCUGAUCACGCAAACAGCUUGUUUCAGAGGAUGCCGGAGCACGACCUUCUGUCAGCAAAUGCAAUGCUGGCAUUGAUGAGCUCGCGUGGAGAUACCAUCGAAGCAGAAAAACUCUUUUUUUCAAUGCCAAAAAGAGAUUUGGCUUCGUGGACCUCCCUCCUUUCGACAUAUUCUCACGCGGGCGAUCUCCAGCAAGCUAGGGCCACAUUCGAUCGGAUGCCACAGCGGGAUCUCUUCUCCUGGGCAGUGAUGAUCGGUGCUUACGGUCAGAGCUCACGGCCCCGGGACUCGGAAAAGAUCUUCGAGGAAAUGCCCGAGAGAGAUAUUGUUUCAUGGAACUCGAUGCUCUCGGCGUGUGCUCGAUGUGGACGAUCCCUCCAAGCAAAGAUUGUUUUUGAUCGAAUGCCACAGCAUAACGUCGUCUCAUGGACGGCGAUGCUUUCUCUAUAUAGCGACAUGGGUUGGAUCGAGCAAGCCAAGCUACUGUUCGAUGGAAUCCAAGAGAAAAAUCUGGCCGUCUGGAACGCCAUGCUUGCUGCUUAUGCUCACAACCGGCUUCUGCCCGAAGCUAGCCAGAUAUUUCACUCGCUUCCAGAGCACAACAUCGUUUCCUCGACAAUCAUGGUUUCGGCUUUAGGCCGAGAAGGGCAUGUUGAGGAAGCAAUGGACAUAUUUAACACGGCCGAGGACGACAAUAUCGUGCUUAAAAACUCCAUGCUCUCUGUGUAUGCCCAAAACGGGCAUAUCCUCAAAGCCAAAGACAUGUUUGAUAAGAUGGGGGAGCGUGAUCUUGCGUCGUGGGAUAUAAUGCUAUCCGGCUAUCUUCGACAUGGAAAGAUGCUAGACGAAGCAAGGGAUUUGUUUCAUAGAAUGCCCGAGCAAGACACUCUGUCGGUAACUUCACUGUGCUGCGCAUAUGCCCAAGAGGGGCAUAUCGAAGAAUCCAAGCGCUUGUUUAGAAGAAUGCCGGGAAUGGAUCUGAUCUCUUCAACAUUGAUGCUAAAGAAAUUUUCGCAAAACGGAGAUAUCGCCAGUGUAAAGGAGAUCUUUGAUGCCAUACACGAGAAAGACAGCGUUGCAUGGAAUGUGAUGCUCGAUGCUUAUGGCCGGAGAGGAGACUUGGAAGAAAUGAAGCUCCUCUUUGAUGAAAUCCCUCGCUCCGAGGUAUCAAUGGCGACUUGGAACACGAUGCUCUCAGCUUACUCCCAGAGACGCCAUUUAAAACAUUCUCUGGAAGUGUUCCAUAGGAUUCCCGAGAAGGACGUGAUCUCGUGGACGGCUCUUCUCGCAGCCUACGCUCAAAACGGGCAUUUCAGCGAAGCUCGCCGGGUUUUCUAUGUGCUCCCAGAACCCGACCGAGUGUCUUGGAAUGCCAUGAUCGCUUCUUACUGCCACAAUGGUCUUACGAAGCAAGCUCUCGACACCUUUCACUCCAUGAAGAUGGUCCAGAUGCCCGACUCUGCAACCUUCGUCUCGGUGCUCAUCUCGUGUAGCUCCCAAGGAAAGCUCUGCGACGCGAGACAUCACUUUGUGUCGAUGGCUCUCGACUUCUCCUUGCUUUGCACCAAGCAGCACUUUAGCUGCAUGAUCGAUCUCCUCGGCCGGAUGGGACGUGUGGAAGAUGCAAAGGAGCUCAUCAGCACAAUGCCGUUUGUUCCAGACAUUCUAGAGUGGGUUUGUCUCCUCGGUGCUUCGCGAAACCACAGCGACGUGACAAACACCGCAAGCUCCAUCACUGCUUUGAGCAGCCCGAGUGGCCAGGCGAUCACAUCACAUUACGUGCUGCUAGCAAACUUGUAUUCACUCGAUCAACCAAGCCUCGUACAAGCAAAAGUUGAUUAA